UGGACGUUGUAGACGGUGAUUUGUACGUUGCGUUAUAUUUGGGCAUGGAAAGCGUAGAUGAGUUUCACCAGCUGAACCUCGACCAGAGAAUCUUGAAGGCUAUUUCUGAUUUGAACUGGAUAAAACCUACUGAUAUACAGCAGGUCGUUAUACCGCUGGUUUUCGCCAAAAAGUGUUUGAUAGUUCACGCGAAAACAGGAUCUGGAAAGACUGCUGCAUUUGCGAUUCCGAUUCUAAAUGACCUUUUGCAGGAGAAACAGUUUGCUUUGUGCCAAUCCACUUCAGUCGUUGUUCUUGCUCCAACAAAAGAGUUAUGUUCGCAAGUUGCCAGUAAUAUCAAAUGCCUUUGUAAAUAUGCUGCGAAGAGUAUUUCAUCGGUUGACAUAUCGACUGGUCAUGACAUUGAUCAAAUAAAGCCUCUCAUAUUAGAGAACCCUGAUAUAAUUAUCGGAACACCGUCUAGACUAAUGAAAGUCUUACGUUCAGGCAUCCUAUCACUGAAGGACCUGCGGUGCAUCGUCGUAGACGAGGCUGACCUUAUAUUUACAUUUGGUUAUGAAGCUGAGAUACGUGAUCUGAGAUCUUAUCUUCCUGCGAAGGUUCAAGCCAUUUUGAUGUCUGCUACUCUGGAUGACACAUCUAAAGUCAUAAGACGGUAUUUGGUGAAAAAUGCUGACUGGGUUCGUGUAGAGUUACCCGAUGAAGCUUUUUUACCAGGAGACAGCCAACUAACACAAUAUAUUAUCAGUGCUGAAGACAAGGACAAAUAUGCCAUUUUAAUUGCUUUAUUCAAAUUGAGGAUAGUUCGUGGAAAAACACUGGUUUUCACUAACUCUGUUGACCGAUGUUACAAGUAAGUUAAUUAAAUUAUUAUCUUUUAAAUGGUUGUUUCGUAAGCUCUGUUUUACUUUCCUAUCGAAUCGUGAAGUAAUUUGUUUUAAAUGCUCUGAAAUAUAAACUAUCAAUAGUAAUGUAUUACUCAUUUACUGUUUUUCCCAGAAGCUUUGUACACCAUAUACAGGUAAAGUUGUUUCUCUACCUUAAUAAUAUUCAAAAGCAGUUGUUAUUCAAAUACUAGGAUACUUUUUGUCAAAUAUGAGUACAAUCAGUCAACAAGUAUUGGUGUAAGAAAAGCUGGUAUUAUAGUUUAUGUUGCAAAACUACUUUUUUAUAGAAUAAACGGUUAAUAUUAGUUGUAAAGGAACGUGCGUCUUAGCCAGCAUAGCAAAAAGGGAUCCAGGAAAUGUAUAAGUGGUAAAAAAGCAAUAGUUAUGUGUUUUAAAAUGUCUAUGUUGUAAGACGUAUAUUGUAUUACUACUAUUUCAUUUGUACUAGUUGUUUACAUCUUUACAUUGAUAUUUAGAACUGAGAUUGAUCAGUUCCUUCUGGCGUAUGCAUUGAAACAAUUAUUAACAUAGAAUGCGGAAUUAUUAGCUUAGCGAUCUUAUGUAUCAGUAGACCAAUUUUCUACGUUACUGAUGAUGCUUUUCGAUUUUCCGUACAAAAGUAGACCAUGUGGGCUUAAAUCUUUGAUAUAAAGGUUGGAAAUCAAGUUCGUCCCCACUUCACCUACUGUAGUCCGAGAAAAGCAGUAACAUCACUAGCCUUCAGACAAGACGUGUAACCGAAAGCCGAAUUUACGGACUUAUAAUCAGUUAUCGGAUUUCACUAAGUUAAACUGAAUCUGGUAAGAGUCAAAUAAUUAGACAAUAGGUGAUAACUUUUAAGUCACAGUAAACAAAGAUGUUCAUUUUGGAUGACUACUGUAAGUGCACACCGAGUUAUAUACAAAAUAGGAAAGAUCGGUUCGGUGAAUGCAUUUUCAAAACUGUAGAAUCGCAAAUAUAUACUCAUUCUUAACAAUAAUAAUUAUUAUAGUAGUGAUAAUCAAACUCGGUUAAACAUGGCAAUAAUAAGGUAAAGGAAGUAAAGGCAUUAAAACGUUAUUUUUUGACAAGGAAAUUAAUAAUAGUUUUGUCGUUAUGGGCUUGAAUAUUCAUCAUGUAGGGUUAAGAAAGGAAGGCUCAGCAUGAUAACAUAAAAUGUUGAAAUUGAGAUGAACUGUAAUAAGGAGGACCAUAGAAACUGAGAAGCCAGUUGGAGAUGUGUGGUAGUGAGAGUGAAAUAUGACUUUCAGUUUGAGGUUGUAGAGAUUGCUGAAUUCAAUUGAAAUCAUGAACUGAUCUAUGUUAGACCACCAUUAAACACUUGGAAGCACUGGACAGCCGUUUCAUCCCAGUGUAGAGCUCCUCAGUAGUGCAUAUCCACGAUCCCGAUCACUAGUAACUAGCUUCGAGAGGGAAUUCUCAGAGUUCUAGUGAGGAUCCGUGACCAGUGGAAUUCAACCGUGUCGGGUAUGAGGUAGUUAACCACCGAUGACAAUAGAUGGUCGAGCGACAUCGUGGGUUAGUUGAAGUUAGAUAUCAAUACCGUUAGAUGCCAGGUCAGUGACCCAGAGGUUAAGCGUUCGAGUGUGAAACCGAAGGUCCUAGGUUCAAAUUCCGCGUGUGGAAUCAUGAAUGCGCACUUUUGAGAAGUCCUAUACUAGGAUAAAACGGUUGUCCAGUAGUGCUUCCAGAUGUUUAGUGGUGGUCUAACAUUGAUCGGUUCAUGAAUUCAAUAAAAUAUGAUUGGUCAUCGAACGCAGAAUAACACGCACUUAGCCUACGGACUAUUGAAUAUUUGAUUUCCUUAUUGAUUUCUACUCCGGACUGAUUGAGAGUGCUUGUAAUUGAGAUGAAUAAAGUAUUGUCUAGUUUAUACUCUGGGCCAUGAAUAUGGAUCUGAUAUAACGUGACUAGUCUUAUUAUCGUAGUAACGUAUCAUCGUAGUAUUACUGAGAAAAAAAUAUUUAAAACUGUCAUAUCAGUCUAUAGGGAAGAUAGAAGGGAUGCAAAUAACUGUGAAGGAAGAGAAGUAUGAAGGGAGAAGAAUACGUGAGGUUAAAACUAUGGUAGAAUAAGAGAUUAUACCAGUUAUUUUGAACACAUAAUUCUGGUUUUUCCAGAUGUAUGGCUAGUGCUUCGGAAAUGUCCAAGACCACAACAACAAAACUAUUAUUAGUUUCCUUGUCAAAAAAUAACGUUUUAAUGCCUUUACUUCCUUUACCUUAUUAUUGCCAUGUUUAACCGAGUUUGAUUAUCACUACUAUAAUAAUUAUUAUUGUUAAGAAUGAGUAUAUAUUUGCGAUUCAACAGUUUUGAAAAUGCAUUAGCCGAAGAGAGAACUCUUCACCUAACUAAUCUUUCUUAUUUAAUGUCUGAGUGGGCUUAUUUAGUUUAUAUACAAGGUCUUUAAUGGUCUUCUGCAAUAUGUUAAAAACUAACUGAAAAAUUUUCCACUAAUUUUUUAUCCCAACAUUACGUCUGUAUGAGGAGUUUGGUGUAAAGUCCACUCAGGAAUUCGUAAAGUUCAGUAUUUCAUGGUUAUCUGUGAUAUUGAGUACUUAGUUCCGGAAUCUUAACGGUAAGUAAUUAUGUGUCUAUUAUAGAAUAAACAAUUCCAGCAAAUUAUUUUUUAAAAUUCAAAAUCAUAAUGAAUUCCAGUUUACCAAUUGCAUUACAAGUGUCCUUUUUUCAGGCUCCGUUUAUUUUUGGAAGAGUUUGGAAUUAGAGCAGCACUGUUAAAUUCAGAGCUACCAGUCAAGUCACGUUCUCAUGUUAUCGAUCAGUUUAACAGAGGGCUAUACGACUAUUUAUUAGCGACAGAUGAGUCGCAAGCAGAUUAUAGUACUUCAAAUAAUGAAGGUGGUAAAAAGUCAUUAAAAAAGUAAGUCUUGGUUAAAUUUACUCAUUAAAAUCCAUUCUUAAUUUUCCUUUCUCACUACAAUGAUAACUUAAAAACAUAAGUGUGGAGUACUAAGUAAAGAUUACAGACGAGUUAUCUUUCACGUAUGGUCACUCCCGACUGUUGUUGCUACCUUGACGUGGUGGUCGAGCUUGCCUAUUGUGAUAAACCAAUCGAGCUAUACUGGCUGGAACAAUCAUUCCUCAAGGUCCUACCAUGCCAGACAGGUCAGUUAAAGAGCGGUAGGACCAAAAGCAGCAAACCCAAGAUCCGAAGGCGAAGUGGUACUGUUGACUUUACAGAGGUGUGACAGCAGUAAGGUGUUUUCUUCAGACAAUCAGCAUGACAGCGAUGCUGCCUUCCAACAAGGAAGGAUGCGGUUAGAAAAGGUUCACCCUAAAAAUGCACACCUCGCCCUAUCCCACGGAUAUCCGUCUCUGGCGGUUAGGUCUCAACUUUGACUGACUGACUGAUAUAUGGUCACUUACCGUAUACCUCGGUACACAAUAAUGUCUAUCAUAUGAGUAGGUUGGAAUUUAGUUAGGGUCGAGCAAAUAAAGACAUGGUUUCAGUUGUUGAGGUCAAUGACCGUUGUUUUAAGUCGUUUUGGGUGUAAAUUUCCUGUUUGGGGUUCACACUAACUAUGGUGAGCGUUUGUGUACCUUGAGUGAUAUGGCUUAGGAUUUACAUCCCUUUGUCUUUCUCUUGAUCUUGAGUUUCAAUAUUACUUUUCAUUUUCGUUUCCGUACUUAAUUUGUUCUUUUUACGCUAUGUUCACCACUUUUAAUUUUUACUACCAUUUUUACAAUUACAAUUAAGGUUCCUUUACACUUCAUUUGGUUAGUUUCCACUUUCGCUGUGUCGAUGUGGUAAAUAGUAACUUGGGUCGAUCCACAUAUGUAAAAUCUCAUACUGCUUAUGCAAGAAUGAUCGCUCUAUUAGUUCGAAUUAUUGGUUUUUUCACCUGCGGAAAUUCGAAGGAAGAACAAGGAAAAGAGCUAGAGUAAAUUAGAAGUAUUAAAUUCGGGUUUUGGUGUUGCGACUAUGCAGACCGAUACCUUCAAGUAUACACAGCGCUAAGGUCAUGUCGGGUGCAGAGAGUGGUUGCAGUAUUAUAUUCCAAUUUUUCUGAGAAAAACAAAUGGCCUUUAGGUAUAGUGCAGAGAGCGAGCUGAAACUACAACCAUCAUAAAAAGUACAAGUAUUUAUAAUCAAUUGUGUUCACAAAAUAAUCAGUGUCCGUUAACCGUAUACUAUCAGCAAAAUCCUAUUGUGAGAGAGAACAAAGCAGCUUCCAUCUAAAGAGGAAUUUGUGAAGACACGAUGGAGGUGGAUAGGACAUACAUUUCGAAAAUUACCAAACUGCAUCACGGGACAAGUGCUAACUUGAAAUCCUGAAAAGAAAAAAGAAGACUAAAGAACACAAUGCACCGGGAAUUGGAAGCAGACAUGAAAAAAUAUAAAUAGCAACUGGAAAGGAUCGUCCAGGACAGAGUUCCGUGGGGAAUCCUUGUGGGCGGCCUAUGCUCCUCCACGAGAGGUAACAGGUGUAAGUAAGUACCACUAAGGUCAACCAGUGUCUAUAUGUGUCGUGUUUUAUUACCUACACUCGUAAUUAUCGUCAUUUAACUAAUUCGAAAAAUGAGAUUACACUUUUCAUUUACUGUAAGUUGUUACCGAGAGCAUAGUCCUUUUCAUCUUCGCACACUGCUGUUUCCGAUGUAGUGGGACUACCAUUCACUGGCGUGGACGAUGUUUUACUUCCAAUAUGGUUUGAUUCCACCUAUCUAGUCUCACGACGAAUUCAUUUCAAAGUUAUACGCUUUCUUGUUACAUUGCUCUUUUCACUGUAUUAUAAUAUUCACUUCAAAUUUACUCGUUUUGAAUGCAUUUUUCAUGUUCUUGUCUUCAUUUCCAAAGUUUAUGUAGUUUUCUCCUAUUUCUAUACGCGGUAUAGCAUAAAAUGUCCCUUUUUUACUAGAUCACGAUGUCGUGAUGUUGAAUAUGGUGUAUCUAGAGGAAUCGAUUUUCAAUUGGUCAGUAAUGUAAUCAAUUUCGACUUUCCACCAACACCUAUCCUUUAUGUACAUCGCGUCGGACGGACAGCUCGAGCUGAUCAAAUGGGAACUGCUCUUUCAUUUGUCAGUAAAUUGGAAGAAAGUCGUUUAGCUGAUGUUGAAGCGUUACUAAAUCCGGCUGGUGCAGCUGCUGCAGUAAAAUCAGGUGUAGCCAGUGAGAAAAAAGAUUUUGCUUCGUCUAUCUUCAGACCUUAUCAGUUUCGUCUUUCUGAAGUAGAUGGUUUCAGAUAUAGAGCAGCUGAUGUGAUGCGCCAUAUAACUCGUAAAGUUGUAAGAGAAGCACGUUUGAAAGAAAUCAAACUUGAACUACUCAAUUCUGAACGUUUGAAAGGUUACUUUCAAGAUCAUAUACCCGAUUUAGAGGCGCUUCGUCAUGACAAACCACUCAAACAUGUUGCUCAACCACAUCUCAAAGAUGUACCAGAUUAUCUAGUUCCUCAAUCCUUAAAAGCUCUUAUGCCAGGCAGCUGUCAUAGUCGAAAAGCUACGCAAAGAUGGAAAAGAAGAAAUUUACACACUGAUGAUAAAUCUAACACUUCAUUUGUCGAUCUUAAAAAGCGUUUACAAAUUAAACAUAAACAAGCUAAAAAACGUAAAUCUCAAAACCCAUUAUUUUCAUUUGGACGAAAAAAAUCUAAAGUUGGCUAACGCAUUUAAUGACUUUUCAAUAAUUAUUCAAUGAAUACGAAAAAAACCCAGAAAAGAAUCCAUUAUUUGUAUUGUGAAUCAAUUGUUUCAUUAUUCUAAAGAAUCAAAUUAUUUGACAUUACUGUGUAAUUGUUAUUACUUUUACUAGUAUGUAUGAUUGUAAAUAAUUAUUGAUGCAUAAUCAUAUAUUUUUUUGUUUAAAUGAAGUGGAUUUUAUGGAGACUGUUUUAAUUUAUAGUAUACGCCACUAGCUGAUCUUAGUUGAUGGUACCGCCCCCAAAUGCUGUGGUACAGCCGAGAGCGGGGAGAAUCAACUCUUCCUCUCGAAAUGCUCUCACAUGGUCACGUGCAUACAACCACUGCCAGGGAAUUCCGACUCACUGCAUUCUCGCGGCGGGGAUGCUGUUUACAAAAUUGAAAGGACGAAAAGCGAAACUGGAGCUUUAAUCGGGUUGGUGGACACGGAGAGUCCACCUAGGGCAGUUGGAAAACUCUCAUUCCAAACCAAUGGUGCACAUGGGCUCCAGUAUCCUGAAGGAACAAAUGGCGUAUGAACCUAUUGUUGGUCACCGGCUACCAUGGGACUGCAUCUCCUGACGUUGCUCCACUGCCUUGUGGAUUAGACUUUUAGGUUGAAGACUCCGGUUGUGGCGUUCUAAGAAAACCAUCUAUUUCGGUUUGGGCGCCCAGGCAGUAUCGCAAUCCCCACACAAAUCGAAUGGUUUAUGUGGCGCAUAUCUGUUUGGUGCCUCCGUGUACCAACGUUUAUGUGUUUAAAUAAAUAAAACCGCUAACAAAACUAAGAAGUACUGGAUGGCUAUCUCAUAAUAAUAUAAUAUUUCUCAACUGAAAUCAUUCUGUGAUGAAUAUCAACUACAUCUUUGCUUAUAAUGAUUGUGAAUUAAGGAAAUAUUGAGGCGAUCCGCACAGGAUAGCCAUAUGCCAAUAUGAAACUGAUCAUUUACAGUUCUAAACAUCGAUAGGAAUGAAUUAAAACAUCACCCCAUUGCACAAGCUAGUGGCUAUCUGUACUCAAUAGCUAGGUGGAUAAGACGAUGGCGUCUGAACCGAAUGGUGUUGGGUUCGAGUUUCGUAGUAAACAUCAACUCUCCGAUGCAGGUUGAUUACCUCAAGUGGUGUUCGUCAGGGCUG
Molecule: messenger RNA, 7664 nt
Organism: Schistosoma haematobium
Lineage: Eukaryota; Metazoa; Platyhelminthes; Trematoda; Strigeidida; Schistosomatidae
Product: putative ATP-dependent RNA helicase ddx56
Exons: 10
Coding region: 45-857 (270 amino acids)
Cellular component (GO): nucleolus
Molecular function (GO): ATP binding; nucleic acid binding; RNA helicase activity
Source: RefSeq, a predicted model, not a curated record